Molecule: messenger RNA, 1827 nt
Organism: Hymenoscyphus albidus
Lineage: Eukaryota; Fungi; Ascomycota; Leotiomycetes; Helotiales; Helotiaceae
Source: the annotation of a GenBank genome assembly
AUGCUAGUAUGGUACAUGGUCGCAGCAAGCUUCUUCAUGCUCCUCCGAGGAUUGGUCGCUACAGUCAUCAGUCUCAUCAACACAGUCUUCUGGAUGGCGGUUGUGUUCAGCACGGCGGGCCCGAUGAUGUUGAGUGGACUCUAUGAAGCGCGGUUGGAUCGCAGGGUUGUGAGUGGGAUGUUGAAGGCGAUUAAGAAUGGGCAGGAUGGUGGACGAGAGAGGUUUUAUAGGAGGGUUGGGGGUUUGUACGUUAUUCUUGUGGGGAAUUUGGAGUUUGGGAGGGAGAUGAACAUUCCUGGUGAUGGUGUUGGGAAUGAGGGGGAGAGAGGCGAGGAGAGGAAGGAUAGUGGGAAGUGUGUUGAGAGUGAGAUUGUGGAGUUUGGGACGGGGGAUAGGGGGGAUGUUGUUGAGAGGAGUGUGUGGGAUGAUAUAAACACGCUUGUUAAACCCAGGGAUCUCAUUGAAGCAGAGGAUGCAGAUGCAGAUGCGAGAUCUCGGGGCAGGACUCUCUCGAAGGACUUCGUCGAACAUCUCACGAAGUUACAGAUCAACUAUCGAAAAACCACCGAAACGCGUCUCAAGGCGAUGCUGGAUUGUCAGGCCUCCUUUGGUGCUGUCAUCGGUGCUGCUGUUGUUUUCUUCGUGGGAUCUUUCCUUUUCUCGGUUGUCCAGAAUUUGACGACGAUCGGUGAUAAUGAUACAUCGCAUGCUUUGGCAUUCGGCAUGUGGUGGAUGAUAGGUCAUUUCCCCUUUUGCGAUUCAUUCUUACGCACGGAAACACAAAAUGGUAGUGUUUACUAACGUAUACUAGUCCCCCACGUUGCGAUUGUCAGUGGGUGUUUGUUAGCGGGAAAUAAUCCCAAUACACUAGAAGUGAUUAUUUGUAGCGUCCGAGAACCCUGGAACCGACAAGAAUCUACAGGAAAGGGGUGGUGGAGAAGCUGGUGGCAGAGGUAUUACAGCAGUGUGUAUGUACCAGUCCGUAUGGUAGAGAGAGGGAUGAAUAAAAGACUCUGGGUUCGGAGGUUGGUGAGAGAAUACCCAUUACCGAAGCCAGGAGCAACUCCUACACAGGGAGUGGCCGAAGAAGAAGACGAGUUAGACAUCGAACUAGAUCUUUGGGAUUGGGUGAUAAUGUCGGUGAUCGUGGUAUUCCUCAUGGGCGCCCCUUUCGUCCUCGCUUAUUUAACGAGCUUCUUUACCCCGGCGAUGGGACUAUCCUGUCGCGCCUUCACCAUUCUCCUCUAUUUCCUGUUUCAAGUCUGUUACAUGGCGAUCUGGGGCUGGGAUUUCUACACCAUGACACUAACCAUGCUCUGGCGAACCACUUCCGAAAAGCUCGCUCAAAGCACCAACCGCGACAUCGAGAGGAACCGACGAAAAUCCAGUACCUCAUCUACCAGUCCAUCCAGCAAAGUCCCCCAACCCUCUCCACUCAUCCAUAAACUCCUCCUCGGAUUCGUUAUCUUCGGCUCAACAUUUACCUCCGUCUUCGGAACGUGUUUCCAGCUGAUAGGACUGUAUCGGAAUUGUCUCUGCUACAUGCCGAUGAAGUACUGGCGCUCGGGCGACUUCUCGUUCGGUGUCUCGUCUAAUACGGCGGAUGAUAUUUUGUGGGCUAAGAGGGUGUGGUUGCCUACUGGGAUCACGAGUAUUGCGCUUAUGGUAAUGACUUGUUAUAUUGGAUGGUGGUAUCAGCGGCAUUGGAGGGUGCAGUUUCGGGAGGUGGUGAGGUUGUUACUUAAUCCGUCGAUGGUGGAAGGAUGUGUUGUGGGUAAUGAUGGGAAAGAAGGUGGCGAUGGGAUACCGAGAGAACAAGUCCUUUGA